AUGGCUACUCAACCGAAAACACCCUCUUCAUUAACCGUAUUGCGAGAACUCCCAUUGGUCCGCAUCUUUGGGCCCACCAGCACGGCCACCGAAUCUCAUAUGCAUGGGUGCUCUUGUGGCCCACGCAUCAGGGUUAGAGAAAUAACUGAUUAUUCGAAGGGAAAUCCCGCUACUAUUCUAGACAUGAACGGGAUACUUUCCAAUCUUCGUAUUUCUCCUACUGAACUUUUGGAGGGAAGGGACAAGACUUCUCGGCUAUCCAAGGGGAAGAUGGGGAAGGAUAAUAAAAUAUAUCGCCCGCAGAAGACUUCGGCCGGGGAAAAGAACAGCAACCUCGCGGACGUGGCGGAGACGGCUAGGCGUCAUUUAAAAGCUAGACGUGAGGAUGUGUCAGACAUGAAGAAUGGCACAGAACCAAAGGGUGAUUUUUUGAACUGGCUGCGAAAAAAUGAGAAAUCAGGUCGGGUUACGAAACCCAGGAUGAGCAAGAGGGGCGCAAAAAUCUCAUAUGACCGGAAGAUGCGGAAUUCAAGUACUGACAGUCUUAACGGAAUGCCUAUUGAGGAUAUCGACAUGGUAAGUGCCUUCCGGGCUCUGGACGCUCAAGAGCGCGAUCGGGCUAUCAAUCAGGUGGAUCAAUCAGGACUUGUUGAUAUGAUGGAGUCAUUUUCCCUCCCGGAAGAUGUGGCAGAUGAGGAUGAGAUGUGUUGUGAAAGUAAUAAUGAGGUUGCUCCUAGUGGAUCCGAACUACGGAUGGACAUUUCAGAUAUCUAG
Molecule: messenger RNA, 774 nt
Organism: Morchella sextelata
Lineage: Eukaryota; Fungi; Ascomycota; Pezizomycetes; Pezizales; Morchellaceae
Exons: 2
Coding region: 1-774 (257 amino acids)
Source: RefSeq, a predicted model, not a curated record